Molecule: messenger RNA, 8160 nt
Organism: Oncorhynchus keta (chum salmon)
Lineage: Eukaryota; Metazoa; Chordata; Actinopteri; Salmoniformes; Salmonidae
Product: interleukin-21 receptor
Exons: 8
Coding region: 83-1420 (445 amino acids)
Biological process (GO): cytokine-mediated signaling pathway; immunoglobulin mediated immune response
Cellular component (GO): external side of plasma membrane
Molecular function (GO): protein binding; cytokine receptor activity
Source: RefSeq, a predicted model, not a curated record
ACCAGGUCAGGUCAAAGUAGAGCAACGUAAUGCCAUACCUGAUCAAUGUUAACAACAGACGUGUCCCAGGGAAUACAGAAGUAUGUGGCUGCUCCUCACCAUUGUCCUGUCUUACAGUAUCGUCUGCCUGAAUGGGAAUCAUACCACAACAGGUCGUGAAUAUAGCCUUGACUGUGUAAGUGAUUACCUGUUCACCAUUAACUGUUCCCUGAGCAUCCUGCCAGAGGUUGCUCAUACAGACCAGUCCUCUUACUGGCUGCGCAUUGAGGACCUCUCUUUCGGGACGGUAUUUGAUAGUGGGAAGCUGAAGAAAACCCAUGGCUAUUACUCCUGUUCAUUGGACACUUCCCAUCCAGAUUCUGCUGUUGAUCCAGAUCCUGAUGAGGAGCCCGAUUUUUUUUUUGACACUUCGAGAUUUAAGAUCACUCUCUAUCACAACAGAAGCAAUGGACAUGUAAGCUCCACCUUGCUGGAUAAGGAAUACAUGCCAGUAAAGCAUAUCAAACCCAAUGCACCAUUCAAUCUCACCGUCAGCCGGAUGUCAAGUCAGCACCGUGUUACCUGGAUGAGUAGCUAUGAGAAAUAUCUACAAUUUGGCAAUCUUCUGUCUGACAACCUGAAGUACCAACUCUGGUUCUACAGAAGUGGCCACCAAGGCAACGUUGUCGAAGUUCCACACUCAACUAAUAUCUCAGUGAACAAUGAAAAUUUUGAGCCAGACACAGAGUACACUGUAAACGUGAGGUCCAUCCCCAACCAACAACAGUAUCAAGGCCAGUGGAGUGAAUGGGCAACGGAGGUUCGUUGGAGGACUGAUCCCACACAAAAAGUCGGAGAAUUUCCAACAAACACAUUUACUGCCAUCUUAUGUGUGCUGGUUCCAGUACUGCUAAUUCUGUGCUACAUUCCAAUUGUAAGGUUGAAUAAAUCCACCUUCAUCCCAACUCCAGCACCGUACUUCCAGUCCCUUUACGCUGACUGUGAGGGGGACUUCAGGAGCUGGGUUGUGACCCCAGGCUCUGGGGCAGACUUAUUCAAGACAGAGGAAACCUUGCAAAUCGACACCCUGACUGAGACCAUACCGGUCCGGGAUGAUGACCACUCCUCACUGGUGCCCCAUCACAUGAUCCAAGAGGGCCCCAGCGACAACCUGUCUAACCCAGCGUCUGAUGCGCUUUUCCUGGGCAUUGCUUAUGCUGUAUCUCUGGGGUCACCACUCCCGGCACCCAGAGGCCCACUGAAGAGUGUGUCUCUGAGUGAGCCAGAGAGCACCAUCGAAGCAGACUCGGGGUGUUGGCUGCACAGCACCACAUCUCUGGAGCGGGAGAGUGCCUGGUACAGCAACGUGAACAGCAGCAGUGACUACUGCACCCUAUCAGACACUGGGAAUUGUCAGGAAGUUACCCCUAGAGUCUAUUGACGCACCGGUGCGUCAAUCUAAGCAACAUAAUACAAAAUCCCCAUCCAAAUCAGUCAGUUUAAGUUAGAGAUAUGUUUUUUAUAUGGGCUGCGUCUCAAUCCGCCAGAUCCGCCCAUGUCUCCCUUCCACAUCUGCGGUGGAAAUUGGCAGAGCUACAGCGCUGUUAGUCAGACCAGGAGACAUCCCGAAAAUUGGUGAUGAAAACAUUGUCUAAAGGUAACCCACACAAAUGAAUGGAAAUAUGGAGGUAGUUUUGUGCCAACAAAAUUAAGGGGUUAAAUAUGUGUAAAAAAACAACAACAUAUAUUAUAUAUAAUGAACAAAAAUAUAAAUGCAACUUAUAAAGUGUUGAUCUGAUGUUUCAUGAGCUGAAAUAAAGGAUCCCAGAAAAUUUCCAUAUGCACAAAAAGCUUAUUUCUCUCAAAAUGUGUGCACAAAUUUGUUUACAUCCCUGCUAGUGAGCAUUUCUCCUUUGCCAAGAUAAUUCACCUACCUGACAGGUGUGGCAUAUCAAGAAGCUGAUUAAACAGCAUGAUCAUUACACCUUGUGCUUGGGACAAUAAAAGGCCACUCUAACAUGUGCUGUUUUGUCACACAACACAAUUGUUUUGCCACAGAUGCCUCAAGUUUUGAGGGAGCAUGCAAUUGGCAUGCUGGCUGUCGGAAUGUCCACCAGAGCUGUUGCUAGAGAAUUGAAUGUUCAUUUCUCUACCAUAAGCUGCCUCCAAUGUCAUUUUAGAGAAUUUGGCAGCAUGUCCAACCGGCGUUACAAGCGCAGACCACGUGUAACCACGCCAGCUCAGGACCUCCACAUCUGGCUUCUUGACCUGUGGGAUUGUCUGUGACCAGCCACCCAGACAGUUGAUGAAGAGGAGAAUUUAUAUCUUGUUAGGAAAAACUCAUUCUGAUUAGCUGGGCCUGGCUCCCCAGUGGGUGGCCUUCCCAGGCUCACCCAUGGCUGUGCCCCUGCCCAGUCAUGUGAAAUCCAUAGAUUAGGGCCUAAUGAAUAUAUUUCAAAAGACUCAUUUCCUUCCUCAGUAAAAUCAUUCAAAUUGAUGCAUGUUGUGUUUAUAUUUUUGUUCAGUAUAUAUAUAUUUCCUAAGCUUUCUUAUAUCUCUGAGAUAUAGGACAGACACUUCAAAACCCUAUUCCUUAUGAUACCUUUUUUGACUGUCUUUUUAUCCACUUAUGAACGUGUUAUUUGAUGUGUUUCUAUGGGCUGUCGUAGUAAAGGCCAAAUUCAGUAUUUUAACAAAUACAUAAAAAAAGAUAGGACCCUAAAGGGGUCCUAAAAUUCUAAAUCAAAUGGCUAAAUGAUCCAUGGUAUGACCUCACCCCAACAGCAUUUUUUUGCCCCAGCACUACACAGCUGAUUCAAAUAAUCAAAGCUUCAUGAUGGGACCGAGUUUGGGAAAACCCUGGUCAAGACACUUCUCUAAUUCAAUCAAUGAUGUAUAUAAACCCUGGAUUGCUGAUGCCAUGUAUUGGUCAUUGAGAGGCUUUGAAGCCACCGGUCGGCCAUAUUGCCACUCCCUAAAAAGAGCAGUCCUCCAUAAGAAUUCAUGGAAUUCUACAGUAUUUCAAUUAAAUGUUUCAAGGAAAAUGUUUAUAUUUUGUUGUAGUGGGGACAGUAACAUCUAAAUAUAUAUAUAUAUAUACACUGCUCAAAAAAAUAAAGGGAACACUAAAAUAACACAAAAAUAAUACAUCCGAGAUCUGAAUGAAUGAAAUAUUAUUAUUAAAUACUUUUUUCUUUAAAUAGUUGAAUGUGCUGACAACAAAAUCACACAAAAAUGAUCAAUGGAAAUCAAAUUUAUCAACCCAUGGAGGUCUGGAUUUGGAGUCACACUCAACAUUAAAGUGGAAAACCACACUACAGGCUGAUCCUACUUUGAUGUAAUGUCCUUAAAACAAGUCAAAAGGAGGCUCAGUAGUGUGUGUGGCCUCCACGUUCCUGUAUGACCUCCCUACAACGCCUGGGCAUGCUCCUGAUGAGGUGGCAGAUAGUCUCCUGAGGGAUCUCCUCCCAGACCUGGACUAAAGCAUCCACCAACUCCUGGACAGUCUGUGAUGCAACGUGACGUUGGUGGAUGGAGCGAGACAUGAUGUCCCAGAUGUGCUCAAUUGGAUUCAGGUCUGAGGAACGGGCGGGCCAGUCCAUAGCAUCAAUGCCUUCCUCUUGCAGGAACUGCUGACACACUCCAGCCACAUGAGGUCUAGCGUUGUCUUGCAUUUGGAAGAACCCAGGGCCAACCCCACCAGCAUAUGGUCUCACAAGGGAUCUGAGGAUCUCAUCUCGGUACCUAAUGGCAGUCAGGCUACCUCUGGCGAGCACAUGGAGGGCUGUGCGGCCCCCCAAAGAAAUGCCACCCCACACCAUGCCUGACCCACCGCCAAACCGGUCAUGCUGGAGGAUGUUGCAGGCAGCAGAACGUUCUCCACGGCGUCUCCAGACUCUGUCACGUCUGUCACAUGUGCUCAGUGUGAACCUGCUUUCAUCUGUGAAGAGCACAGGGCGCCAGUGGCGAAUUUGCCAAUCUUGGUGUUCUCUGGCAAAUGCCAAACGUCCUGCACGGUGUUGGGCUGUAUAAAGCACAACCCCCACCUGUGGACGUCGGGCCCUCAUACCACCCUCAUGGAGUCUGUUUCUGACCGUUUGAGCAGACACAUGCAUAUUUGUGGCCUACAGGAGGUCAAUUUUGCAGGGCUUUGACAGUGCUCCUCCUGCUCCUCCUUGCACAAAGGCGGAGGUAGCGGUCCUGCUGCUGGGUUGUUGCCCUCCUUACUGGCCUCCUUCACGUCUCCUGAUGUACUGGCCUGUCUCCUGUUAGCCCCUCCAUGCUCUGGACACUACGCUGACAGACACAGCAAACCGUCUUGCCACAGCUCGCAUUGAUGUUCCAUCCUGGAUGAGCUGCACUACCUGAGCCACUUGUGUGGGUUGUAGACUCCGUCUCAUGCUACCACUAGAGUGAAAGCACCGCCAGCAUUCAAAAGUGACCAAAACAUCAGCCAGGAAGCAUAGGAACUGAGAAGUGGUCUGUGGUCACCACCUGCAAAACCACUCCUUUAUUGGGGGUGUCUUGCUAAUUGCCUAUAAUUUCCACCUGUUGUCUAUUCCAUUUGCACAACAGCAUGUGACAUUUAUUGUCAAUCAGUGUUGCUUCCUAAGUGGACAGUUUGAUUUCACAGAAGUGUGAUUGACUUGCAGUUACAUUGUGUUGUUUAAGUGUUCCCUUUAUUUUUUUGAGCAGUGUGUGUAUAUAUAUAUAUAUAUAUAUAUUACCAAUCAAACGUUUUGAUACACUUACUCAUUCGAGUGUUUUUCUUUAUUUUUACCAUUUUCUACAUUGUAGAAUAAUAGCAAAGACAUCAAAACUAUGUAAUAACACAUAUGGAAUCAUGUAGCAACAAAAAAAUGUUUAAAAAAUCCAAAUAUAUUUUUUAUUGGAGAUUCCUCAAAGUAGCCACCCUUUGCCUUGAUGACAGCUUUGCACACUCUUGCCAUUAUCUCAACCAGCUUCACCUGGAAUGCUUUUCCAACAGUCUUGAAGGAGUUCUCACAUAUGCUGAGCACUUGUUGGUCGCUUUUCCUUCACUCUGCGGUCCAACUCAUCCCAAACCAUCUCAAUUGGGUUGAGGUCGGGUGAUUGUGGAGGCCAGGUCAUCUGAUGCAGCACUCUAUCACUCUCCUUCUUGGUCAAAUAGCCUUUACACAGCCUGGAGGUGUGUUGGGUCAUUGUCCUGUUAAAAAAUAAAUGAUAGUCCCAGUAAGCGCAAACCAGAUGGGAUGGCGUAUCGCUGCAGAAUGCUGUGGUAGCCAUGCUGGUUAAGUGUGCCUUGAAUUCUAAAUAAAUCACAGACAGUGUCACCAGCAAAGCACCAUCCCACCUCCUCAUCCAUUGUUCACGCUGGGAACUACACUGGCGCCUCCGCAAGGCAAUCAAACAAGUAAAGCGUCAGUACAGAGACAAAGUAGAGUCGCAAUUCAAUGGCUCAAACACGAGACGAAUGUGGCAGGGUCUACAGACAAUCACAGAUUACAAAAAGAAAACCAGCCCCGUCGCGUACACCAGUGUCUUGCUCCCAGACAAAUGAAACAACUUCUUUGCGCGCUACCAAAGACUGUGGGCUCUCCUUCUCUGUGGCCAAUGUGAGUAAAACAUUAAAACUUGUUAACCCUCGCAAGGCUGCCGGCCCAGACGGCAUCCCUAGCCGCAUCCUCAGGUCAUGCGCAGACCAGCUGGCUGGUGUGUUUAUGGACAUAUUCAAUCAAUCCCUAUUGUUCCUGUUCCCAAGAAAGCUAAGGUAACUGAACUAAAUGACUAUUGCCCCGUAGCACUCACUUCUGUCAUCAUGAAGUGCUUUGAGAGACUAGUCAAGGGUCAUAUCACCUCCACCCUACCCGAUACCCUAGAUCCACUCCAAUUUGCUUACCCCCAAUAGGUCCACAGACGAUGCAAUCACCAUCACACUGCACACUGCCCUAUCCCAUCUGGAGAAGAGGAAUACCUAUGUAAGAAUGCUGUUCAUUGACUACAGCUCAGCAUUCAACACCACAGUACCCUCUAAACUCAUCAUUAAGCUUGAGACCCUGAGUCUUGACCGGCACUCUCUGCCACUGGGUCCUGAACUUUCUAAUGGGCCACCCCGCAGGGGGUGAAGGUAGGUAGAAAACAUCUCCACCCCGCUGAUCCUCAACACUGGGGAACCACAAGGGUGCGUUCUCAGCUCUCUCCUGUACUCCCUGUUCACCCAUGACUGCGUGGCCAUGCACGCCUCCAACUCAAUCAUUAAAUUUGCAAAAUACAUUACAGUUACAUUACACUACAGUAAGGAAAUGAGGGCCCUCGGAGUGUGGUGUCAGGGAAAUAACCUCUCACUCAAUGUCAACAAAACAAAGGAGAUGAUUGUGGACUUCAGGAAACAGCAGAGGGAGCACCCCACUAUCCACAUCGAUGGGACAGUAGUGGAGAAAGUGGAAAGUUUUAAGUUUCUCGGCGUACACAUCACAGGCAAACUGAAAUGGUCCACCCACACAGACAUGGUGGUGAAGAAGACGUAUCAACCUCAGGAGGCUGAAGAUAUCUGGCUUGUCACCUAAAACCCUCACAAACCUUUACAUAUGCACAAUCGAGAGCAUCCUGUCGGGCUGUAUCCUUGCCAGGUACGGCAACUGCACAGCCCACAACAGCAGGGCUCUCCAAAGGGUGUUGCGGUCUGUACAACACAUGACCGGGGGCAAACUAUCUGCCCUCCAGGACACCUACACCACCCGAUCUCACAGGAAGGCCAAAAGAUCAUCAAGGACAACAACCACCCGAGCCACUGCCUGUUCACCCCGCUAUCAUCAUCCAGAAGGCGAGGUCAGUAGAGGUGCAUCAAAGCUGGGACCGAGAAACUGAAAAACAGCUUCUAUCCCAAGGCCAUCAGACUGCCAACAUACAUACUCAAAUCACUAGCCACUUUAAGAAAUGGAUUUAAUAAAGGUAUCAUUACUCACUUUAAAUAAUGCCACUUUAAUAAUGUUUACAUAUCCUACAUGACUCAUCUCAUAUCUAUAUACUGUAUUUUAAACCAUCUAUUGCAUCUUGCCUACGCCGCACGUCCAUCGCGCAUCCUUAUAUUUAUAUAUGCAGCACAUAUUCUUAUUCCAUCCCCUUACAUUGUGUGUAUAAAGUAGUCGUUGUGAAUUUGUUAGAUUACUUGUUAGAUAUUACUGCACUGUCAGAACUAGAUUUCGCUACUCUCGCAUUAACAUCUGCUGACCAUGUGUAUGUGAACGAUAAAAUUUGAUUUGAUUUUUUCAGAACGACAAAUAUUUACCUUGUCAGCUCAGGGAUUCAAUCCAGCAACCUUUCAGUGACUGGCCCAACGCUCUAACCACUAGGCUUCUGGCAGCUACCAGUCUCAUUCUAUAUCCUGGUUCAUAUACUACAUUCCUUUGAAAAGUAUCAUUCUAUAUCCUGGUUCAUAUACUACAUUCCUUUGAAAAGUAUCAUUCUAUAUCCUGGUUCAUAUACUACAUUCCUGUGAAAAGUCUCAAUGCAUUAAGACAUACAGUCUACCUGUUGGUUCUAGGUAAAGUGUUACCUUAGUAUUUUCAGGUCCCUGUCACGAAUCCUCUGAACUGUGUCCCUCUCUGGCCACUUUAAUAAUGUUUACAUAUUUUGCAUUUCUCAUCUCAUAUGUACAGUUGAAGUCGGAAGUUUACAUACACUUAGGUUGGAGUCAUUAGAACUCGUUUUUCAACCACUCCCCAAAUUUCUUGUUAACAAACUAUAGUUUUGGCAAGUCAUUUAAGAUAUCUACUUUGUGCAUGUGUAACAGUAUACUUUUAAACCGUCCCCUCGCCCAUACCCGGGCGCGAACCAGGGACCUUCUGCGCACAACGACAACAGUCACCCUCGAAGCAUCGUUACCCAUCGCUCCACAAAAGCCGCGGCCCUUGCAGAGCAAGGGGAACUACUACUUCAAGGUCUCAGAGCAAGUAACGUAACCGAUUGAAACGCUAUUUAGUGCGGACCGCUAACUAAGCUAGCCGUUUCACAUCUGUUACACUCACCCCCCUUUUGACCUUCCUCCUUUUUCCGCAGCAACCAGUAAUCCGGGUCAACAGCAUCAAUGUAACAGUACAACUUUACGUCCGUCCCCUCGCCCAUACCCGGGCGCGAACCAGGGACCUUCUGCACACAACGACAACAGUCACCCACGAAGCAUCGUUACCCAUCGCUCCACAA